Molecule: messenger RNA, 1084 nt
Organism: Trichoderma harzianum CBS 226.95
Lineage: Eukaryota; Fungi; Ascomycota; Sordariomycetes; Hypocreales; Hypocreaceae
Exons: 1
Coding region: 238-933 (231 amino acids)
Source: RefSeq, a predicted model, not a curated record
UAAUAGGCUACGAAGCUCUCCCGUGCCUGUGCCUGUGCCUGUUAUUCCCGCUCCCAGCCAUCUCAUUUUCAGCUGUCGAGAAGAGGACCACACACACAAACCAAAAGAGCUGCCAGCCACCUCGAAGCAGCAGCGAUACCGCCCUCUAAUAAUAUCCAUUAUGGCCCCUCAUCGUGCUUUUCCCUGGACUUGUACUAACAGCCCGGCUUGAACGGUUGCUGCAACGCGCGCACUUGCAUGGCCAAGUACGUACAUGAGCUGUCGCAUCGGCUUCUGACAAUUGCUCCUCUUUUCCUUUCCAAGGUUCUCCUUGUUUUCACCUGUCACAUCUCCCAAGCACGAGUUCAGGCGGUGGGAAUCAAUAGUCUCAACAGAAACCAUCGUACGUCGAAGCUUUUUCUCAACGGCUUUUGCCCCCCCUGGUUCACGCCGCCCAAAAAAACUGACGCACAUGCAAGGGGAGGCCUGAAGAUUCAUUCGACCGACAUUCUCUCGACCAGAUUUCAUCAAUCAGUGCUCGACACGCUUCUUCCAGCAGUGGGGGCUUGGGCUCCGUGCACCGCAGCUGGUUGGGCGCUCAAGGUUGCAGCAGCAAGGCCAAGCAGACCUAGACCCAGGCUUUUGGGGGGGAAACCCGCAUCGAGGGCCCGGCAUCCGACAGGGCGGCUGGGGCUUCUCUUGUUUCUGAUCGUCUUCUGGUCUCUUUUGCCUUGUACCGGUACAUGCUGGAGAGACAGAAGGGGAACAUCAGACGGACAGUCAUCAAAGGACGCGGGACAAGGACCAGACGAGGAAGCGGUAGCUCCGCCGUCGUGCAUCAACCUCACCUAUCGGAACCAACGAGGCGACAGAGCAAGUCAGCUGUGGCCCCUGGGAGCUGAGUCUUGUUCGUUAUAUACCGACAUCUUGUUCCAAACGAUACUUGGACCAUAGACGAAGUGACAGACACAUGCAGACAUAGCCAUUGACCUUUUCGAAAUCCAUCCACGCAAUCAGCCAACGAUCAAAACUUCGUCCCCCCACCAUCCUCGAUACGCAGCAAGAGCCGAUUAUAUACCUAUACACAAUAAGGAGAGGUUGACAC